Sardina pilchardus (European sardine) is the source of this 5012-nucleotide messenger RNA. RefSeq names its product ATP-binding cassette, sub-family C (CFTR/MRP), member 8 (gene abcc8). Gene Ontology annotation, cellular component: membrane. Lineage: Eukaryota; Metazoa; Chordata; Actinopteri; Clupeiformes; Clupeidae. The transcript is spliced from 39 exons. The record is from RefSeq and is a predicted model, not a curated record. Gene Ontology annotation, molecular function: ABC-type transporter activity; ATP hydrolysis activity; sulfonylurea receptor activity. Gene Ontology annotation, biological process: transmembrane transport; potassium ion transport. Bases 95 to 4846 code for a protein of 1583 amino acids.
UCUCUCUAUCCCUCCCUCUCUCUCUCUCUCUCUCUCUUCUCUUUGUCUCUCUGUCUGUCCUGACCCACCGGUCCCCCAGAGUCCUGGCUCCACCAUGUCUUUGGCGUUCUGCGGCAAUGAGAACAACUCGGCCGCCUACAACGUGGACGGCGGAGUGCUCAACAAUGGCUGCUUCCUGGACGCCCUCACCGUGGUGCCCCAUGUGUUUCUGCUCUUCAUCACCUUCCCCAUCCUCUUCAUCGGCUGGGGCAGCCAGAGCUCCAAGGUGCACAUCCAUCACAGCACCUGGCUGCACUUCCCUGGACACAACCUGCGCUGGAUCCUCACCUUCAUCCUGCUCUUCGUCCUGGUGUGUGAGAUCGCCGAGGGCAUCGUGUCCGACGGGUUCACACAGUCCCAUCACCUACACCUCUACAUGCCCUCAGCCCUGGGCUUCAUGGCCGCCAUCACUUCCAUAGUGUACUAUCACAACAUCGAGACGUCCAACUUCCCCAAGCUCCUGCUAGUGCUGCUGGUGUACUGGGUGCUGGCGUUUGUGACCAAGACGCUGAAGUUUGCCAAGUACACGGAGCACGGGGUGGGCAUGAAGCAGCUGCGCUUCUGCAUCACAGGGCUGCUGGCCCUGCUCUACGGCCUGCUGCUCGCCGUCGAGGGCAACGUCAUCCUGGGCCGGCGCUACGUCUGCUUCCAGCAAGCCACAGAGGUCAAGCCCCCAGAGGACCUGCAGGACCUGGGUGUCCGAUUCCUGCAGCCGUUCGUCAACCUGCUGUCCAAAAGCACAUAUUGGUGGAUGAACACCUUCAUCACCAACGCACAUCGCCGACCCAUCGACCUCAAGGUCCUCGGCAAGCUCCCCAUCGCCAUGCGAGCGCUCACCAACUACCUGAAGCUACGCAAGGUUUUCGAGGAUCAGAGGAGGCCUCAGGGCAGUCAGCCCCAGGGAUCCCAGUGGAUCUGGAAGGCCCUGCGAAAGGCGUUCGGCAGGCCGCUGAUCCUCAGCAUCUCCUACCGCUUCAUGGCUGACCUGCUGGGCUUCGCCGGGCCGCUCUGCAUCUCCGGGAUCGUGCACCACAUCAGCAAGGAGAACCGCACCAUUCAGCCACCGGUGAAGCUGCUGGGGGUCUACUUCAUCUCAUCGCGGGAGUUCCUGGCCAAUGCCUACGUCCUGACCGUGCUGCUGUUCUCGGCGCUGCUCCUGCAGAGGACCUUCCUCCAGGCCUCCUACUACGUGGCCAUCGAGAACGGCAUCAACCUCAGAGGAGCCGUGCAGACGAAGGUCUACAACAAGAUUAUGCGUCUCUGCACGUCCAACUUGUCGAUGGGUGAGAUGACCGUGGGUCAGAUAUGCAACCUGGUCGCCAUCGACAUCAAUCAGCUCAUGUGGUUCUUCUUCUUGUGUCCAAACCUCUGGGCCAUGCCAGUUCAAAUUGUUGUGGGAGUGAUUCUGUUGUACUACCUCUUGGGUAUAAGUGCCUUGAUUGGAGCCACCGUCAUUGCAUUCCUGGCCCCAGUGCAGUACUUUGUGGCAACCAAGUUGUCUGAAGCACAAAAAAGUACUUUGGAGUACUCGAAUGAGCGUUUGAAGAAGACCAACGAGCUGCUGAGGGGCAUCAAGCUCCUGAAGCUCUACGCCUGGGAGCACAUCUUCUGCGGCAGCGUGGAGGAGACACGCAAGAAGGAGCUCACCAGCCUGCAGAGCUUCGCCCUCUACACCUCCAUCUCCAUUUUCAUGAAUACAGCCAUCCCAAUCGCAGCUGUUCUUACCACGUUCGUGGUCCACGUUCACAUCUCGGAGGAUGCGAGUCUGUCUCCAGCUGUGGCGUUUGCCUCCCUGUCCCUCUUCCACAUCCUGGUCUCGCCUCUCUUCCUUCUCUCCAGCGUGGUGCGCUCCACCGUCAAAGGCCUGGUCAGUGUGCAGAAGCUUAGCGAGUUCUUCUCCUGUGACGAGAUCGGAGAAGAGCAGGAGCCCAGGACCACUCUUCCCCCUGCCUCCUCCAAGAACAGCAAGUACCAGGCCCUGCCUCUAAAGGUGGUGAACCGUAAGCGUCCUGGCCGGGAGGACUGGAACAACUUUGGACUCCAGCGAGACCUUGAGGAGGAGAGCCUCUCGCUGGACGAUGAGGACACCUGCAUCAAGAUUAGCAAUGGAUACUUCACCUGGGUAGAUGGACCCGCCACACUGUCAAAUGUUAAUAUAAAGAUUCCAUUUGGUCAGCUCACCAUGAUUGUGGGACAGGUGGGAUGUGGGAAAUCCUCCCUGCUGCUGGCUGCUCUGGGGGAGAUGCAGAGAAUCUCUGGGAGUGUCCUCUGGAACAGUCUUCCCAACCUGGACUCAGAAGGUGAUGAGAGCCCGACUUGCAAAGACACAGCCGGAGAUGGCGAUAUCAGGAGGAGGGGUUCUGUGGCCUACGCUUCCCAGAAGCCCUGGCUCCUUAACGCCACCCUGGUGGAGAACAUCACCUUUGAGAUGCCCUUGAUCAAAGAGAGAUAUAAGACUGUCAUAGAAGCCUGUUCCCUGCAGCCGGAUAUCGACAUCCUGCCACAGGGGGACCAAACUGAGGUCGGCGAGCGGGGUAUCAUCCUGUCAGGAGGCCAGCGCCAGCGCAUCGGAGUGGCAAGAGCCCUUUACCAGUCCACUAAUGUAGUCUUUCUGGAUGACCCCUUCUCUGCCCUGGACAUCCACCUGAGCGACCACCUGAUGCAGGAGGGCAUCCUGAAGCUGCUGAGAGAGGAGAAGCGGACAGUAGUGCUGGUCACUCAUAAGCUGCAGUACCUGCCCCACGCUGACUGGAUCAUUGCCAUGAAGGAUGGGAGCAUUCACACAGAGGGCACCCUGAAGGACAUUCAGAACGCAGAGCCGGAGCUGUUUGAGCAGUGGAAGACCCUCAUGCACCGACAGGACAAGGAAUUUGAGAAGGAGACGGUGGCGGAGAGCAUGACGGUGCUGGAGAGGAAGAAUCUCCGCAGGGCCAUGUACUCACGCGAGGCCCUCAAGACCGAGGAAGAGGAUGGAGAGGAGUCCACGGAGAGCGACGAGGAGGACAACCUGUCGCAGGUGAUGCGUCACCGCACCACCAUCCCGUGGCGCUCGUUCGGCACGUACCUGAGCUCGGCCGGCCUGCUCCUGCUGCUGCUGCUGCUGCUCUCGCAGCUCUUCAAGCACUCGCUCCUGGUGUCCAUCGACUACUGGCUCGCCCACUGGACCUCCAACGUCAUCAGCGCCAAGAUCGAGGCGGCCGGGCGCAACUGCACCUCGCCACAGGAGUGUGGCUUCAGCCACUCGUCGUACCUGCUGGUGUUCAGCGUGCUGUGUUGCCUGGGCAUCGCGCUGUGCCUGGUCACCUCGGUAACGGUGGAGUGGACAGGCCUGCGUGUGGCCAAGGAGCUCCACAGCAACCUGCUCAAAACCAUCAUACUGGCCCCUAUGAGGCUUUUUGAGACGACGCCGCUUGGCAGCCUCCUGAACAGGUUUUCAACAGAUACAAACACCAUCGAUCAGCACAUCCCAGCCACUCUGGAGUGUCUGAGUCGCUCGGCGCUGCUGUGUAUCUCUGCUCUGGGCGUGAUCUCCUUCGUGACGCCCGUCUUCCUCAUCGCACUGGUGCCCCUGGCCAUCGCCUGCUACUUCUUCCAGAAAUACUUCAGAGUGGCCUCCAGGGACCUGCAGCAGCUGGAGGACUCUACUCAGCUGCCUCUGCUGGCCCAUUUCUCUGAGACGGUGGAGGGUCUGACCACCAUCCGCGCGUUUAGAUAUGAGGCCAGGUUCAGGCAGAAGCUACUGGAGUACACCGAUGCCAACAACAUCGCCUCUCUGUUCCUCACCGCAGCCAACCGCUGGCUCGAAGUUCGAAUGGAGUACAUUGGAGCCUGUAUCGUGCUUAUAGCUGCUGUGGCCUCCAUCACAAACUCCAUAUACAACCAUCUGUCCACUGGGCUGGUAGGACUGGGCCUCACUUACGCACUUAUGGUGUCUAAUUACCUGAACUGGAUGGUGCGCAACCUGGCAGACAUGGAGGUGCAGAUGGGCUCCGUCAGGAGGAUCAGUGGCCUGCUGAAGACCGAGCCAGAGAGCUACGAGGGGCUCAUGUCGGCGUCUCAGGUGCCAGACGGCUGGCCCCAGCAGGGGGAGAUCCAGAUCCAGAACCUGAGUGUGCGUUACGACAGCACCCUCAAGCCCGUCCUCAAGAACGUCAACGCCCACAUCAACCCUGGGCAGAAGGUUGGGAUCUGUGGCAGAACGGGGAGUGGCAAGUCCUCCUUUUCUCUGGCCUUCUUUCGCAUGGUGGACACAUUCGAGGGACGCAUCAUCAUUGAUGGGAUUGACAUCGCACAGCUGCCCCUGCAGACACUGCGGUCCCGCUUCUCCAUCAUCCUGCAGGACCCCAUCCUCUUCAGCGGAACCAUACGGUUUAACCUGGAUCCAGAGAAUAAGGCAUCAGACUGUAUGCUUUGGGAAGCCCUGGAGAUUGCCCAGCUCAAGUCUGUGGUGAAAACCUUGCCAGGGGGACUUGAUGCUAUAGUGACGGAAGGUGGGGAGAACUUCAGUCAGGGCCAGCGACAGCUCUUCUGCCUGGCUAGAGCAUUUGUACGGAAGACCAGCAUCCUUAUCAUGGAUGAGGCCACUGCCUCCAUAGACAUGGCUACGGAGAGCAUUCUACAGAAAGUGGUGAUGACAGCUUUCGCUGAUAGGACUGUGGUAACCAUAGCGCACCGCGUUCACACGAUCUUGAAAGCGGACCUGGUUAUCGUCAUGAAGCGCGGGAUCAUUCUGGAGCACGACAGGCCAGAGGUCCUACUGGAGCAGGAGGACAGCGUCUUCGCCUCGUUUGUCAAGGCAGACAAAUAACAACAAGGAGGAAGACAAAGGCAGAAUCAAGGACCUUCGAAGUGCAAUUGCAUCAUGGACUACUACUGUUUUUGUUUUGUUUUGUUUGUUUUUUUUUAUUAUCAUGCAUCAUACUUGUAAAUAAGAUUAUAAUUCUUUAUUAAUAAAAAAAAGAGAGUAAUUUUCA